Molecule: messenger RNA, 610 nt
Organism: Suncus etruscus (white-toothed pygmy shrew)
Lineage: Eukaryota; Metazoa; Chordata; Mammalia; Eulipotyphla; Soricidae
Gene: NSG2
Product: neuronal vesicle trafficking associated 2
Exons: 4
Coding region: 1-516 (171 amino acids)
Biological process (GO): endosomal transport; G protein-coupled dopamine receptor signaling pathway; clathrin coat assembly
Cellular component (GO): endosome; membrane
Molecular function (GO): clathrin light chain binding
Source: RefSeq, a predicted model, not a curated record
AUGGUGAAGCUGAAUGGGAACCCCAGUGAGAAGGGAGCCAAGCCACCUUUGGUUGAGGAUGGUUUUCAGACUGUCCCUCUCAUCACCCCUUUGGAGGUGAAUCACUUACAGCUGCCUGCUCCAGAAAAGGUGAUCGUGAAGACAAGGACGGAGUAUCAGCCGGAACAGAAGAACAAGGGGAAGUUCCGGGUGCCGAAAAUCGCUGAGUUUACGGUCACCAUCCUUGUCAGUCUGGCCCUCGCCUUCCUCGCCUGCAUUGUAUUCUUGGUGGUUUACAAAGCCUUCACCUAUGACCACAGCUGCCCAGAAGGAUUUGUCUACAAGCACAAGCGCUGCAUCCCAGCCUCCCUGGAUGCCUACUACUCGUCCCAGGACCCCAGCUCCAGGAGCCGCUUCUACACGGUCAUCAGCCACUACAGUGUGGCCAAGCAGAGCACUGCUCGCGCCAUAGGGCCCUGGCUCUCGGCCGCUGCCGUCAUCCACGAGCCCAAGCCGCCUAAGACCCAGGGCCACUAAAGGCCCAGCCUGGUAGUGGGGGGUGGAGGGAGGUGGUGGGAAGGGGGACCCCCACACCAGCCGAACCUACGUCCAGUUAUCAGAUAGCACUGUC